CUUGAUUUUCAGCUUCCACUCGUUGGGGCACAAAAUAGAAUGGGCCUUGAGUUACACGUUGGGCACCUUAAAGCCUAAACUAUGUCCAAAGCAAUCAACCCUAAAAAGUGGAAUAAAUAUCCAUCGCCUUGAUUUCCACCUUCUACUCCAUAAACCCUAAUUAUCUGAAGGGGUUUUCAGCCGGCACAGCUGCUUCUAAAUCCAAAGCUACGCAGUUUUUUCUCGGUUAGGAUGGGCAAGUCUUCUAAGAAACCAAACCUGAAGGUUGAUGCUGCUCCGGCCAUAGUUGCUCCAACAAAGCCGAUGAAGAAAGGUAAGAGAGAGGCUGAAGCUUUUGAGAAGCCAAGCGCUAAAAAGCAGAAAAAAGCUUCGGGAUUAGAACAAGCUGUCGAGAAGAAGAAGGCUGAAGCUAAGAUUCCGAAGAAGGUGGAUAGUAGUUCCGAGGGGGAGUCUUCAGACUCCGAUGAAGAAUUAAAGAAACCUGCUCCUAAAACUAAACCUGCACCCAAAAAGUCACUGCCUUUGAAAAAAGGUAAAUCUGAAAGCUCUUCAGAUGAAGAGAGCGAUUCUGAUAGUAGUUCAGAUGAGGAUGUCCCUGUCACAAAAAAAGUUACAUCCGUUGCAACAAAAAAUGGGUUAGUUAAAGUUCAAAAAACUGAAUCAAGCUCUGAAGAUGACAGCUCUGAUGACAGUGAUGAUGAGGCUCCUGUUACCAAAAAGGUUACUCAUACCCCUGCCAAAAAUGGGGCAACGAAAGUUAGAAAAAGCGAGUCAAGCUCUGAAGAUGACAGUUCUUCUUCUUCUGAUGAUGAACCCGCCAUGAAGAAGCCUGCACCAAAACCUGCUCCUAUCAAAAGUGCCAAUAAAGGUGCACUAAAAAAGAGUGAAACAGAGUCCAGCUCUGAUGAUAGUAGUUCUGAUGAUGAGACUCCUAAGAAGGCUCCUGCCAAGCCUCCCACAAAAGGGGCAGGAAAAAAGGUUGAAAGUGAAUCAAGCUCUGAUGACAGUAGUUCAGAUGAUGAGGAUGAUACCCCUGCUAAGAAAGCUCCGCAGAAGGCUUCUUCCAAACCUGCAACAAAAGGGGUAGAAAAAAAGGCAACAAGUGAAUCCAGCUCUGAAGAUAGCAGUUCCGAUGAUGAGGAAGACACCUCUGCUAAGAAUGCUCUUUCCAAACCUGCCAAAGCAGAGGCUGCAAAAAAGCCACAAGGUGAAUCAAGCUCUGAAGACACUAGUUCAGAUGAUGAUGAUGAGAAUGUCACCCCUGCUAAGAAGGCCCCCUUAAAAGCAUCUGCCCCUACAAAAAAAGUUAAUGACAGUUCAGAUGAGAGUAGUAGCUCUGAUGAAGAUGAUGUUCCAUCCAAAAAGGCAUCCCUACUAGCUGGAAAUAAAAAGGUAAAUGAUGAUAGUGAAGAUUCCAGCUCCGAUGAAAGUGAAGAUGAGGAGCCACAGAAGAAGAAAAUCAAGCCUGUUGAAAAAAAGAAGAGUAGGUCUGAUGAUUCAUCCUCAGAGGAGUCCAGUGAGGAAGAAGAGGAUGAGCCUUCAAAGAGUAUAAAGAAGCCUAAAGAUGUGAAAAUGGUUUAUGCGGAUGGUGAAAAAGGUGGACCUCAAACCGCAACACAAGCUCCCAAGACCCCCGCCACACCUAAGGCCGCACCUCAAGGAUCAUCAACUCUCUUUAUUGGGAAUUUGUCAUGGUCAAUUCAAGAGGCUGACAUUGAGAAUUUCUUUAAGGAUGUUGCAGAGGUGAAGCAAGUUCGUUUUGCUGCCCAUCCAGAUGGGACUCUUAAGGGUUUUGGACAUGUUGAGUUUACCUCUUCUGAGGCUGCCUCUAGGGCUCUUGAACUUAAUGGACAACCAUUGUUGGGACGUGAUGUAAGACUUGACCUUGCAAAAGAGAGAGGAGCUUAUACCCCCAAUAGUGAAUAUGGCAGUGGGAAGCGUGAUAGUUCUUACCAGAAGCAGGAUAGAGAUGAAGGUUCAACUAUUUUUGUGAGGGGGUUUGACACAAAUGAUGAUGAAGACAAGAUUAGGAGUACCCUGGAAGGUCAUUUUGGCUCUUGUGGAGACAUUAAAAGCACUAGACUUCCGACAGACCCAGAUGGUUAUGUUAAAGGGAUUGCGUAUAUCACUUUUGGAGACAGUGAUGCUCUCACCAAGGCUCUCGAACUCAACAACUCCCAAAUUGGAAAUAACACCUUGUACGUGGAUGAAGCAAAGCCAAGAGGUGAAAGUGGGGCUGGAAGAGGUCGUGGAGGACGUGAUAGUGGUAGAGGCAGAGGAGGUGGAGGACGUGAUCGUGGUCGAGGCAGGUUUAGCAGUGGGGGUCGUGGCCGUAGCAGUUCAAGUUUUACUCCUACUGGCAAGAAAACAACAUUCGGGGAUGAUUAAGGGACAGAGUAGCGGUCUGUACGAAGUGUUGACAAUGGCUUGCUCACUUUAGAGUUACUAUGAGGACACUAGUUACCGUAACUGUGAUAUUGUGACGUUUUUUGUAUUAUUUUUUGUCAUGUACGUUUUUAUUAUCUAAAACCAUGAGUUGGUGUGCUUUCCUUGAAAGUUGAAAUAGGUAAAAUUAUUAAUUUUGUCAUGACUACUUGUGUCGAUGUCACUCUUCAUGGAUAACUUCAGCGCUGUUCUGAAUUGUGAAGUAGGGAUAGAUCUGGGAUCCGAGACUGAUCGGUUCUAACAUUUGGAGGCCCAGAUCUGAUCUAGAUAUUAUGGGUCUUGGCCUCGUCUUCGGUAACCGUCUGGUUUGGAUCUGUUCCUGGCCUGGUUUGUGCAUUUUAAGUUCCAAUUUAUUACUCUUUGUUUUAAAAGGUUCCUUUUUCUUGGUUCAUAAC
Molecule: messenger RNA, 2840 nt
Organism: Cuscuta europaea
Lineage: Eukaryota; Viridiplantae; Streptophyta; Magnoliopsida; Solanales; Convolvulaceae
Source: the annotation of a GenBank genome assembly